This is a messenger RNA of Protopterus annectens (West African lungfish), 2587 nucleotides long. It is a transcript of the gene SLC6A18, whose product is annotated as solute carrier family 6 member 18. Gene Ontology annotation, cellular component: plasma membrane. NCBI's taxonomy places the organism in Eukaryota, Metazoa, Chordata, Ceratodontiformes, Protopteridae. The record is from RefSeq and is a predicted model, not a curated record. The coding region runs from base 49 to 1911 and encodes 620 amino acids. Gene Ontology annotation, biological process: sodium ion transmembrane transport. The transcript has 12 exons.
ACUGACAAGCCAGGUCAAGCAUUAGUUUUCUCCAGCUGACACAACAAGAUGGUUAAGGAGAAGUCGGAGCACACUGAAAUGGAAUUAGAGCUUCAGAAUUUUGAGGAUGAUGGCAGACCAAAGUGGGACAAUAAAUUUCAGUACAUUUUAACAUGUGUUGGAUUUGCAGUGGGCUUAGGAAAUGUGUGGAGAUUUCCGUAUCUCUGUCAAACUUAUGGAGGAGGUGCAUUUUUGAUACCUUAUUUGAUCGCACUUGUUUUGGAAGGAAUACCAUUGUUUCAUCUUGAAUUAGCCAUUGGGCAACGCUUACGAAAAGGCAGCAUUGGAGUUUGGAGUAGUAUCUCACCCUACCUCAUGGGAGUUGGAAUUGGUUCUCUCAUCGUAUCCUUCCUGGUGGGUCUAUACUAUAAUACUAUUAUUGCUUGGGUCCUGUGGUAUUUAUUUCACUCCUUUGAAGACCCUCUUCCAUGGUAUUCCUGUCCUCUAAAUGCCAACAAAACAGGCUAUAUUAAAGAAUGCCAAGACAGCACUUCAGUUGAUUAUUACUGGUACAGAAAGACACUAAAUAUUUCUCCGGAUAUUUCAAAUGAUGGUGGGCUACAGUGGGGUAUGGUUUUAUGUUUGUUUUGUGCCUGGAUGUUGCUGUACCUCUGCACAAUCCGUGGGAUAGAAUCAACAGGAAAGGCAAUAUACUUCACUGCAACAUUCCCUUAUUUGGUUCUUACUAUAUUCCUUAUUCGUGGACUUACUCUACCAGGAGCAACAGAUGGUUUAAUUUAUUUGUUUACCCCAGAUAUAAGUGUUUUAGCAAAUCCAAGGGUAUGGCUGGAUGCAGCCACUCAGAUUUUCUUCUCUCUGUCUUUGGCAUUUGGAGGACUCAUUGCCUUUUCAAGCUACAACCCUCCCAAGAAUGACUGUGAAACAGAUGCAGUUGUUAUAGCAGUUGUGAACAGUGCUACAUCACUCUAUGCUUCAAUAUCAAUUUUCUCAAUUCUUGGUUUCAAAGCAACUAUUAGUUAUUGGGACUGCCUGGACAGGAAUAUCAUCUCCAUCACAAAUGAGUUUGAUAUUGGGGAUAAGAACAUUACCAAGGACGAUUACGAAAGCUGGUAUACUGACCUGAAUGCCACAGCUCCAGAAAGAAUUGCAUCUCUGAAUCUGAAGAAUUGUAAUCUUCAGGAGUUCCUAGAUGAGAGUGCUUCUGGUACUGGACUUGCUUUCAUUGUCUUUACUGAGGCCAUCAUUCGGAUGCCAGCUUCCCAAGUGUGGGCUGUAUUAUUUUUCAUCAUGCUCUUGACUUUGGGUAUGUCUUCCAUGUUUGGGAACAUUGAAGGGGUCCUGACACCUCUGCUUGACCUGAACUUGCUACCAAAGUCAGUCCCAAAGGAAAUAUUAACAGGUAUAAUUUGCCUUAUAUCCUUUAUAAUAGCCUUGAUUUUUACCAUGAGUUCUGGAAAUUACUGGCUUGACGUUUUUAACAACUAUGCAGGCUCCUUGCCACUGUUGAUACUGGCCUUCUUUGAAAUCAUUGCAGUCGUUUACGUCUAUGGAAUGAAAAGAUUUAGUGAUGAUUUGGAAUGGAUGACUGGUCGCCGACCAAACAUUUAUUGGCAAGCCACCUGGAGAGUAAUUAGCCCUCUUCUGAUGCUGGGUGUAUUUGUGGCUUACGUGGCUGUGGAAGUACAGAAGCCUCUCACCUAUGAAGCGUGGGAUCCUAAUUAUAGUGGUUUUCCAACAAAAGAAGAGAAGGCUUAUCCAGGCUGGGCAGUGGCUAUCUGUGUCAUAUUAGCAGCUCUCCCGUGUAUUUGUGUACCAGUUUUUGCCCUUUACCAGCUUAUCAAAAAGUUCACCAAACCUAAGCAAGCCCCAGUCAUCUAUGAUAAUUCAGCUUUUGACAACUCUGAACAAUGAUGAAUUAUUAUGGGCAAUGAGUAUACUUUCAUCAGUUCUGCAUAUUGUUGAUAUGUGACUGCAUUUUGCUGCAGCUGUACCAUAUCACAAAUUCUCAGAUAAAAGAGUAUUUUUGGGAGGAGCUCAUGCCUUCCCGAUGAGGGUAGCAUUACCAGCUCACACUUCUUGGGUUUGUAUAUUACAACUGUGAUAUUCACAAUUUCAAGGAAAGGGGAAUACUUAAUAUUCCCUUUUCUCCAAAGUUAUAUAACCUCAGAAUUGCAAUAUACAAGGAGUGUAGAGGGCUAAACCCCCACAUGGGAGGUACACAGGGUUUGGUCCAUGCAAAAAUAUUAUGAGCAGUUUCUAACAGAUUUGCAUUUAACUGGUUUGGCAAAAUGGAAUUUGGUAUGUUAAUUUAUCCAAAUGUUUAAUGUAGUAUUUAUUGAUCAUUGUGUUCCUUUCAUACACUUAACAUACUCAAACACACACACACACACACACACACACACACACACACACACACACACACACACACACACACACACGCAUACAUGCACGUUUUCCUUUUUACUCCUGUAUAUAAUAUGUUUCACCUUAUAAUUCUCAUUUUCAAUGCCUAAAAUAUAUUUUCAUCUCUGAAAAAUGUGAAGCAGUAGACAACAUUGUGCAUAUACUGGUAUCAAAUGUAAUCUAU